Solanum lycopersicum (tomato) is the source of this 2755-nucleotide messenger RNA. RefSeq names its product kinesin-like protein KIN-7N. Gene Ontology annotation, biological process: microtubule-based movement. The record is from RefSeq and is a predicted model, not a curated record. Gene Ontology annotation, molecular function: ATP binding; microtubule motor activity; microtubule binding. Lineage: Eukaryota; Viridiplantae; Streptophyta; Magnoliopsida; Solanales; Solanaceae.
AUGAUUCAAAUGAAACCCCGCUCAUAAAGCCUAUAGCCGUUAUCAAAUUUUGUAAUCCCCAAUCAGAUCCAGCUUUUGCGUGAGAGAGAAAUGGAGAAGGUGAGCGUAGCAGUGAGAGUGAGACCUGCGAGAAGUAACGAAGAAAACUUCAAUGGAACCUUCUGGAAGGUUGAAGACAAUCGGAUUUCUCUUCACAAGUCCCUCGGCACUCCAAUUUCCGGCGUCUCCUACACUUUCGAUCAUGUCUUUGAUCAGGAUUGUUCGAAUGCUAGGGUUUAUGACCUACUUACUAAGGACGUUAUUCGUGCUGCUCUUGAAGGUUUCAAUGGAACUGCCUUUGCAUAUGGACAGACCAGUAGUGGAAAAACUUUCACUAUGAAUGGUACUCAGAAUGAUCCAGGAAUCAUCCAGCGUGCAGUCAAUGAAAUAUUUCAGAUAAUUGAGAUGACGACUAAUAGGGAGUUUCUGAUUCGAGUCUCUUAUAUGGAAAUCUACAAUGAAGACAUUAAUGAUCUGUUUGCUGUAGAGAACCAGAAACUGCAGAUUCAUGAAAGUUUGGAUCGUGGGGUUUUUGUUGCAGGACUGAGGGAGGAAAUCGUGAAUGAUGCUGAACAAGUACUUGAGCUCAUUCAGCGAGGAGAAGUUAACAGGCAUUUUGGUGAAACUAACAUGAAUGUUAGAAGCAGUCGAUCUCACACCAUCUUCAGGAUGGUAAUCGAAAGCAAAGGAAAGCAUAAUCCUGAUGAAGCUGUUCGUGUCUCUGUUUUGAAUUUAGUAGAUUUAGCUGGGUCUGAACGGAUUGCCAAAACUGGAGCUGGGGGAGUUCGAUUGAAGGAAGGAAAACACAUUAACAAGAGUCUAAUGAUCCUUGGUAAUGUUAUCAAUAAACUAAGUGAAGGUGGAAAGCAAAGGGGACACAUUCCUUACCGCGACAGUAAACUCACUCGCAUUCUUCAACCUGCUUUGGGUGGCAAUGCUAAAACUUCAAUAAUUUGCACAGUAGCACCCGAAGAGGUUCACAUUGAGGAAUCAAAGGGAACACUCCAGUUUGCGAGCAGAGCUAAACGGAUCACCAACUGUGUUCAAGUGAAUGAGAUACUAAAUGAUGCAGCCUUAUUAAAGCGACAAAAAAGGGAAAUAGAGGAACUACGCAUGAAACUUCAGGGAUCACAUUCCGAGGUGCUUGAGCAAGAGAUACUGAAACUCAGAAAUGACCUACUGACGUAUGAAUUAGAGCGAGAGAAGCUUGCCAUGGAAUUGGAGGAGGAAAGAAGAUCACAGAAAGAGCGAGAACAAAACAUCAUUGAACAACAGAAAAAAAUCCAUAAUCUCAGUAAUCUUACAUCUGUCUCAGACUCUAAUGGGCAUGCUACACAGGAGGAAAGCGGUAAUAGUAACAGUUUCCAGGAAGAUGCUUUUAGUACCCCUUGUUUGAAGGUGGCUCCCAAUGCCUUUGUUGCUAAGAGAUCGCAACGGUCUCAACAGACAGAAUACAGCCCUAUGCCAGAUGCCUUUAGCAAUUUUGUAGAUGAAGAUAUGUGGAUGAAAAUGAAUAAAGGCUUUGUUGCUGAUCUUGAUUCACUUCACAUGACUCCUGCAGUGAAAGUUAACUCAUCUUUACUCGAUAAUGAAAAUGAUGAUUUGUCAACAGAGAAUUAUAAGCAAGAGGUACAGAAUCUCAGAAGACAGUUGGAACUUGUUUCAGAGGAAAGAGAUGAACUUAGGAGGCACCAUACAGAACAAGUAUCACUAAAUAAACAGUUAAUGAGUGAGGUAUCUGAACUCCAGCAAGAGGCACUUUUGAUCCGUGAGAUCCCUCAAAGAUUCUGCGCGUCUGUGACAACUUGUAAAGAUUUAUACAAGGACGUCUUUUCAGUCAUACAGAACUUUGUAGCUACCGACAAAUCUGGAAUGGCGAAAUUGCUCUCUACAACAAAUGAGAUUGGUACUUGUCUUUUUUCAACUCUGGAACCUCACUUCUCAGAAGCUAUGGACAGUGAUAAGUCCUCUACCAGAAAUAAUUCUUCAAUUGAAGCGCAACAUGUGAAGGUUUAUGAUAAGUUGAAUAGAACAAUUUCAUCACUUGUACUAUCAGAUGAUGAAAUCUCAGGGAAUCCAUCACUCGGUUCCCAAUAUAAGGACUGCACUCUGGUUGGAGAAAUUGCUUGUUGGAAGAAGAAACUGGAUGAAGAUAUGAAAACGGUCCAGGAAAAAUACCAGAACUUGGAAAAGGAGUUGGAACUCAAUAAUCAGCUUCUUGCCGCUUCCAGGGAUAGAUAUAAUAGCUUAGAAAGGGAGGUUCACCUCUUGAAAGAAGAGAGGGAUGUGUUGGUACAAAAUGUUUCCUCUUCAAGCGAGAAACUCGAACUGUUUGCUAACCAAAACGAAAAGGUAUUAGACAAUUUGAAUGCCGAAGUUCAGAGGAGGAAACACCUUGAAGAAGAGAUUAAACAGUUUACUGCUGCUUUUGCAUUUCGACAGAGAUCCCUUGUCUCCCUUCGUAGUGACUUUGAUUCUGUGAUGGACAGUUUUAAGGCACAGAAGCCAAUUUCAAUAUCCAGAUCUCCUGGAUUCUAAGAGUUGAAAUUCUCCCAAACUCAUGCACAGUUUGUUAGUGCUGUCUUUAUUCUUGCUUCUUAUUAUGUAUUCAAAUUUAACUUAAAACUGUUCCAGACCACAUUAUAAAUUGAAUAAUCUAUCUGUAUAACUUUUAAUUCCUGUUGUUAAUACGAGUUUUACAACGUUAUGUACCUAA